AUGCCUAUCAUAAUUGACUCUGUUAAUAUGUUGGAGGAUGUUAUUUUCCUUGAUAUUGACAACAUUGUUCCUUCCUGGGACACAUACUGCUUCGCACUGGAUAUCCACUCUCUUGGAUGCAAGAGAGUUGUGUUACACUUCAAAGAUGCUCAAAUACUUCAGUUGAAAAACAGUAAGGAUGAGGAAGACAACUCACCACUGGCAGAAGAAGGGACGGUGGCCAAGGCAUCAGAGGAUGACGAAGAGUUGGUGGUCGAGACAUGGGAGAAAGAGUCAGCGGUCCAGACUUCAGAAGAUGAGGAAGAAGAGUUGGUGGUCCCAGUUCCCAUUCCUCUGCACCUCGAGAACCCCAAUCCAGAUCCAGGCAAUCCCACUGCACCUUGGCGCUACUACAGGAACUCAGCUUUGGGAUGCGCUGGCGAGCCAGGCUGGUUGGACUGGGAAGGACCGGUAGGGGGAGACAGAGUAUCUAGUUUCCUAGACAAGUCACAUGGUGGCGGACAUUACGCACACGCUCAGCUUCCUCGUCUGCUACAUUUGGUGAUGGUGUUGACAGGCGUGAGGAGGAAAAAAUUGCCUUCCAGUGACGUCGCGGAAAGGAAAAUGUUGGGCAUUGAUAAGGAUUCUGAAAGAAAGGAAUGCAACGAGGAUGCCGACGCCGGCUGUGAGAACGAGUGUGGGGCUAAGCUGCUUGACAUCGUAUGCAACGAGGAGAGUGCAGCAGGAGAGUGUGUGGUUGAUGCCACAGGAGGCGACUGCGCGGCUGAUUGGAUAACUUUUGCAGAUGGUGCACUGCGCCAUGGAUACAGUUUCGUAGUUCCUGCGCUUGCUGGUGUUUGUGCUGGCGCGCCGACCUCCAGCACAGCCAGCACCUCCCAGGCGCAUAAGUGA
Suillus fuscotomentosus is the source of this 891-nucleotide messenger RNA. RefSeq lists its product as uncharacterized. The record is from RefSeq and is a predicted model, not a curated record. The transcript is spliced from 8 exons. NCBI's taxonomy places the organism in Eukaryota, Fungi, Basidiomycota, Agaricomycetes, Boletales, Suillaceae. The coding region runs from base 1 to 891 and encodes 296 amino acids.